GUAAAGAUGGAGCCCUCACUGGAGUCCUCCUCUCCUCUCCUGCUACAGACUUUAUGGGACAAGAUAAGAGCACAAGAAGACUUUCUCCGCUCUCCCUUGUUCCCUGUCCUGUUCUCCAUGACACUCUAUCUGAGCUGCUGCCUGCCUUACAUGUGCCUGGACACCCUGUCCUCCAGAGUAGCCCUGGUGCACCGCUACAAGAUUCAGUCACAUAGCAGGGUGACCUGGGCAAUGGCAUGGAGCUGCCUGGCUACCUCCCUGCACACCCACGCUGUGUUCAUUUUCCCCCUCAGUGUUCUGCACUGGUACUGGAGACCAGUGGUCCUCCCUGCCCAAGCUCCUGGGGCUCUUCGUGUGGCCUGGGAUGUGUUAGCCUGUCUCCUCCUCUUUGACCUGCAGUACUUUGUGUGGCACGUGCUGCACCACAAGGUGCCCUGGCUCUACCGGACUUUCCAUAAGGUGCACCACCGCUACACAGCCACCUUCGCCCUGACCACAGAGCACUCUGGGAUCUGGGAGACCCUGAGUCUGGGCCUGUUUGCUGCAGUGAACCCUAACCUGCUGGGCUGCCACCCGCUCACCAAGAUGCUCUUCUUCACCCUGAACAUCUGGCUGUCUGUGGAGGACCACUCAGGUUAUGACCUGCCCUGGGCCCCUCACAGACUGGUACCCUUUGGGCUCUAUGGCGGAUCUCCGCACCACGACCUCCACCAUCUCAAGUUCAUGGUCAACUACGCACCCUACUUCACACACUGGGACAGGCUGUUCGGCACGCUGUUGCAUACAGACAAACCAGACACGCAUGAUGUAGAUGUGUUGGAUGCUUCAAAAAGAUGUGAUACAGCAUCAAGUGGUGUGACUGAUGUAAGCCAUGCACCAGUGUAUGAGGCUACACAAAGCUGUGUGAAAGACUAUGAGGUAAAGUUCAGAGGAAAAUGAGGAAGACC
Salvelinus namaycush (lake trout) is the source of this 947-nucleotide messenger RNA. RefSeq names its product cholesterol 25-hydroxylase-like protein. Gene Ontology annotation, molecular function: C-4 methylsterol oxidase activity; steroid hydroxylase activity; iron ion binding. The coding region runs from base 7 to 939 and encodes 310 amino acids. The transcript has a single exon. The record is from RefSeq and is a predicted model, not a curated record. NCBI's taxonomy places the organism in Eukaryota, Metazoa, Chordata, Actinopteri, Salmoniformes, Salmonidae. Gene Ontology annotation, biological process: cholesterol metabolic process; sterol biosynthetic process.